AUGCUCAUGGUCUUUGCCUUGCUAGGAAUGCAACUUUUUGGCGGUCGAUCUAACUUUCCCGAUGGAAUUCCAAACCAGAAUUAUGACCGCUUUUUCCCCGCUUUUCUAACUGUCUUCCAAGUACUUACUGGUGAGGACUGGGUUUCGAUUAUGCACACUACUAUCAAUGGUAUGGGUGGAGUCGAUGGUGGAGGGUUCAUUUAUUCUGUCUAUUACGUAAUUGUCACUUUGAUCGGUAACUUUGUACUGCUCAACGUCUUCCUUGCCAUCGCUGUCGACAAUCUUGCCAAUGCCGCUGAACUGAGUGAAGAUGAGGAGGAAGUAGAAGAAGCGCGGAAAAGUAACAUAAAUCGCGAGCUGGACCCGAUAAUCGGCGAAGAUGAUAGCAACGGAGAAGAGGCUGAGGCGAAGCUUCCACCGCUAAUUGACGACUCUUCACUGUUCAUUUUCGAGAAAACGAAUCCGAUCCGCGUGGCCUGCACGAAGGUCAACUCAAGCCCACUCUUCAUCAACUUCAUCUUGGUGAUCAUCGGCCUCAGCAGCCUUGCCCUAGCCGCUGAUGAUCCGAUCGCAACAAAUCCAGAUUUGGUUACAGUACUCUACUACGCAGACUUGAUUUUCACAUGCGUUUUUAUUUUUGAAACGAUCGUGAAAAUUAUAGCGCUUGGUUUUAUUUUGCAUCCCGGCUCAUUUAUGCGGUCUAUUUGGAAUGUUUUGGACAUUAUUGUUGUGGUAGGCGCAAUUCUCGGCCUCGUUCUUGUCGGUGAGCCGCCAGGGAGAGACUGCGAUGAUGAGCUAACUCUCUUCCUCGAACCGAAUUGCAAAAAUGAAGAGCAGGAGAAAGUCGAAGACGGAUCAGAUCUGGGCUUUAUCAAGACUCUCCGUGUGUUUCGCGUACUUCGGCCGUUAAAAUCUGUUCAACGCCUUCCAAAGCUGCAAGCAGUUUUCAAUGGCUUCAUUACGUCGAUUGUCAAUGUCGCACCAAUUUUAUCUAUUUAUGGACUCUUUAUGCUCAUCUUUUCUGUAGUUGGAAUGGAGCUCUUUGGUGGCAAAUUUUUCUCUUGCUCGGAUCCAACAAAAAUGACUGAAGCAGAAUGUACAGGACACAGUAUCGAUGAAGUCGACAGUCUUGGCCAUCCGAUUAGCAUUUCUGAAAAUGAAUGGCUCCAGCACGACUUUCACUUUGACGACUUUCCCAACGCCUUUUUGUCGCUCUACGUGUUCUCAACCGGCGCGAGCUGGCCUGAUGGGCUGUGGAACUCGAUAGAAACCACAAAAGUUGACCGCGGACCUGUAAAGUACAGCCGCAUGGAUUACGCCAUAUUUUAUGUGGUUUUUAUAAUCGUCUUUCCCUUCUUUUUCGUCAACGUUUUCAUCGCUUUUGUUAUUCUAACGUUUCAAUCUGAAGGAGAUGAUCAGCUUGCGGAGCAGUGUUCUCUCGAAAAAACCGUAAUUCAAUGCAUUGACUAUGCUAUCAACGCAAAGCCAAUAAGCAAGUAUAUGCCAAAGAAUAAAAAGUCGUAUCAGUUCAUUAUUUGGAAAAUCGUCACCAAUGAAUAUUUCGACAACUUUAUCCUUCUACUUAUUAUUCUCAAUACAGUAACGUUGAUGAUAAAACAUUACUCGAUGUCAAUCGAGUUUGAAUUCAUGCUGUCUGUGACCAAUGUUUGCUUUACCACGCUGUUUUCAAUUGAAUGUACGAUGAAAAUUUUUGGCUUCGGGCCGUUGAACUACUUUUCUGACGCUUGGAACUUGUUUGAUUUCGUUACGGUUGUCGGCUCUUUGCUCGACACUUCUCUGGUAUUUCUCCUCCCGGAAGAUUCCAACGUUAACCUCGCGAUUUUGCGACUUUUCCGCGCUGCCCGUUUACUGAAGCUUCUGAGACAAAGUGAAAAUAUCAGAAUUCUGCUUUGGACCUUCAUGCAAUCUCUCAAGUCAUUACCUUAUGUGUGCUUACUUAUCUUUCUUUUAUUCUUUAUCUAUUCAAUUGUCGGAAUUCAAAUGUUUGGCAACAUCAAAUUGGAUGAAGAGUCAGAUAUUAAUUACCGGAACAACUUUCAAAACUUUGGCAUGGCUAUGUUACUUCUCUUCAGAGUUUCAACUGGAGACGGGUGGCAAGGAAUCAUGCUCAGUUGCAUUGAUGCAGAAUGCGAUCCAGCGACGCUGAAAGCCGGGUCGACGAAACGAUGUGGGAGUAAAGUUGCGAUUCCCUUCUUUACGACUUUCAUUUUUUUAGGCUCGUUUAUCAUGCUAAAUCUCUUCGUGGCUGUCAUCAUGGAUCAGUUUGAGUUUCUAACCAAAGACUCAUCAGUGCUAGGGCCUCAUCAUUUAGACAAAUUCGCUGCGGCUUGGUCAGACUACGACCCUCACGCAACGUGGAAGUGCAAGUACACCGACGUGCAAAAGAUACUCACGCGACUUCAUCCGCCGCUAGGAAUGGGAGAUAACGCGCCGCAAAGAUUGGUCUAUAAGCGUCUUAUAGACAUGGAUUGCCCACUAGAUGAGGAUGGAAAGGUGCACUUUACGACAGUUCUUAUUGCCAUGAUACGCUGCAGUCUGGAUGUCUAUCAGAUUUCUAAAGAAGACUCUGAUUAUGCAACUUUCAAGGAUAAGUUAAAACUUGACGCUGAGUUUCGGGAGCAGGUGGAAAAGCAAUGGUGUCAACUUUCGAAGUCGAGAAUCGACGAAAUUAUACCUCCGGAGAACUCGAGGAAUUUAAAAACUCUGACUUUGGGAAAGAUCUAUGGAAUAUUAUUAAUGUUUGAGCAUUGGCAGGUUUAUGAAGAUAGAAGGGACAUGAUAAGAAGGACGAAGUUUGAAAUGAACAAGAAGAAGGAGAUUCAAGAUAUGAUCCAGCGCCUAAAAAUGUACGAAGCGAGAGAAAAAUUGGCGAAUAGAGGGAUUGAACUGCCAGUGAUACUCCCCAAAAAAGAAGAAAAAAUUCAACCUUCUUUGGCGAUUUUAACGAUGUCAAAAGAAGAAGUCUCCGACAAGUAUAUUUUGGAAGAUAACUUCUCCAGACCUGAGAUUGAUCAGGAAGUAGAGCAAACUCAACGAAGAUCGAUGCCACGAAUAUAUGUUCAAGGGUCGAUAGAUCAAGCCGAAGUAACAUCGGAAGAAACAAUGGAAGAUGAAAAACUGAGUGAGCAGUCCUUUUUUCCAAUUCCGAAACCAAGGCUCACUAAAACUCUAUCUGUGCCUAUUCCAAAGCCUCGACUAUCGACAUAUUCUUCUUUUGUCGACUACAGAACCUCGAUUGCAGAUUCCUGCAGUCUCCCAUCAAUGAAUUUUUCCGAGAGUGAGGAUGACCACGACUGCUUUGAGACUGAAUUACCUCUCUAA
This is a messenger RNA of Oikopleura dioica, 3342 nucleotides long. The record is from the annotation of a GenBank genome assembly. NCBI's taxonomy places the organism in Eukaryota, Metazoa, Chordata, Appendicularia, Copelata, Oikopleuridae.